Coffea arabica (coffee) is the source of this 1996-nucleotide messenger RNA. Its product is annotated as probable folate-biopterin transporter 7. The record is from RefSeq and is a predicted model, not a curated record. Lineage: Eukaryota; Viridiplantae; Streptophyta; Magnoliopsida; Gentianales; Rubiaceae. Gene Ontology annotation, cellular component: membrane.
UUUCUACAUUGGUGCUAUAAUACUUGGCUGCCACCAGUCCAUCAUUGUAGCAACUAGCCGACAACCGAGAAGGGACCAGUUUUUUCUUACUCAAUGUAGCCUUCUUUGCUUCGAGCGCCAGGAAUUCCUCCCAACCCCACCACCUGCCAUUUUUGUAUUUAUAUUGGGAAUAUACACCUGCCUUCUUUGCCGUUACGGAUCCCAGAUUUCCCAUACGCACCAUAGUUUGGGUCCAAUAAAAGUUCAAGAAAGAUCAGAUUUUUAUUCAAUUUUUCAAACCAAUCCAUGUCCUUAAUCACCACUGUUGCUAGGCAUUAAUGUUAUAGGAGUACCAAGUAUUUUGGAGGAGGAGAAUAAACAGAAAAAAUGGUUUCUUUAAUUGAGAUUAACGAAGAGAGAGGAGGAAGGAGGAGGAGCAGCAGAGGCAGUAAUUAUAGUUCUACUAAUGGUACAAGUGCUGGUGCACAGAGUACUACUACUAGCAGGAGUGGUAGUAAUGGGAGUGAGAAAAUGAGGAAAUUGUUAUUGGGAAUCGGAUUUUGGGUGCAGGGAUUGAGGUGUUUACCAUGGCUUGGGGUGAAUUUUUUCCUGAAAGAUGGGCUGAGAGUAGACCCUGCUACUUCGCAGAUUCUUCAGAAUUCUGCUACCUUGCCAAUGGUGGCCAAGCCCCUUUAUGGUAUCAUCUCUGAUUCAUAUUAUAUCUUUGGCCAGCGUCGAACUCCCUAUAUUGCUAUUGGAGCUAUUCUACAAUCAAUUUCUUGGCUUGCUAUAGCAUUUCUUUCCAGAACAAGUAUCUCAUUCUUCAUGGUCACGUUUCUUCUCCUCCUUGGCAACUUUGGUGCUUCAAUAGUGGAGGUUGCAAAUGAUGCAAUUGUUGCAGAGACUAGUAAACAGCCUGCUUCAUCGAAGAACUCAAAACCUUCUUCCUCUGGCAAGCUUCAGUCAUUUGUCUGGAUGGCCUCUGCCAUUGGUGGAGUUGCAGGAAACCUCCUAGGUGGUGUUGCUAUUGAACAUUUUUCUCCUCAAGUAAUAUUCUGGAUGUUUGGCAUUAUCCUCACAAUCCAGUUUCUCAUAACUGCUUUCAUUCAUGAAAGCUUUCUAAACCUCCCAAAGACUUCAUCCAGUUUGGGGAUAAAAAACCAACUUUCAGAACUCCUGGCUGCACUGAGGAAACCCGAGAUCUUUUACUCAAUAGGUUGGUUUGCAGCAACUUAUGCUAUAGUUCCUUCAUUGAUAGGCACUAUGUUUUACUAUCAAACAGAACAUUUAAAGAUUGAAUCAUCUGUCUUGGGGAUAUCUAAGGUAGUGGGUCAGGCAGCUAUGCUUCUCUGGGGUGUCAUCUAUGAGAAAUACCUCAAGUUGGCGCCCCCGAGAAAAGUAAUCUCAUCCAUUCAGGUUACCCUGGCCGUUUUCAUGCUAUCGGACAUUUUAUUUGUGAAGGGCGUAUACAGAGCAAUGGGAUUUCCAGACUCUCUAUAUGUGGUGGUUUUCUCAGGAGUUCUUGAGGUUUUGUUCUUUAUGAAAAUUCUUCCUUUCUCAGUAUUAAUGGCUCAACUCUGCCCAGCAGGAUGUGAAGGAUCUGUCAUGGCAUUUCUCAUGUCAUCCAUUGCCCUUGCCCUGAUAGUGAGCGGAUACUUUGGUGUUGCGCUUGCUUCCUACUUCAGCGUCACGGGUAACGACUUCUCAGGCCUCCCAGUGGCCCUUCUUAUACAGGCAGCAUGCACAGUUCUACCACUUCACUGGUCUUACUUUGUUCCUGAUGCUGUGAAGUCCAAGACUAAUGCCAAAGAAAAGUGAGCAGCAGGCUUGGAUCAAUGUCCAGCGUUUAUAUGUGCAAAUCAAUCCGCUAUUUCUUUAAGGAAUUCUUUGUAUUAUAGAUUUAGUUCACUUGGCUGCGGAUGAGGAAUGUAUAUUUUGGUCCAAAGAACUCAAAAGGCCGAGAGUAUCUCAUCUUAUAUUUGAUUUAAUAUUACAGAUAAUUCCUCUCAGUCUCAGA